AGGGGAUUUGGGUUCGUGAUAUACAAAGACCCGUCGUCUGUGGAGAAAGUCUUGGCAGCAGGGCCACACCACCUUGAUUCUAAACUGGUUGAUCCGAAAAUUGCAUUACCUCGUCAAAUGAAUUCUACGGCACAGCCGAAGAUGGUUACAAGGACGAAAAAGAUGUUCAUCGGUGGACUGUCAGCCUCCACAACCAUUGAAGACAUUAAGUCCUAUUUCCAACAAUACGGCAAG
Molecule: messenger RNA, 234 nt
Organism: Helobdella robusta
Lineage: Eukaryota; Metazoa; Annelida; Clitellata; Rhynchobdellida; Glossiphoniidae
Exons: 3
Cellular component (GO): cytoplasm
Molecular function (GO): nucleic acid binding
Source: RefSeq, a predicted model, not a curated record